UAAUUCACUCAAUUGCAGUUUGUAAAAUGCGGGCGUUUAUGUUAUCUACUUCUAGCAAUUCUUGUGAACUACGAAGUACUGGGCAAAGUACAAUUGUUGUUAGUAAAUGUUAGUGGAACAAAAAAUGUUGAAGCACAGUGUAUCAAUGAUGACUACAAUGACGCGAUUGCAUGGGUCACACCACCACAGAACAAUUACCCCACUGCAUUGACAGCAAAUGAAUCUCUGAGUCAUAUUAAUUUUGAUUGGAACGCAUCUGAAUGGGCAUCUGAUUUGGCAUAUAGGGGAUGUUUGGUCCAAUCUUAGAUUACACAUGGGAAACAUUCCCUCUUAUUAAGACUCCAGGAGCCAAACUCACACGAUAUUUAAAUUUUGAAAAUCUUGGCCAAAUAAAAAUAUUUAACCAAUUCGAACUUAAUUUCUCGUUUUUGGGAAAAUCAAACGCACAUAUUUACAUGUGUUCGGGCACACAAAUACCCGCCAGUGAUUGUUUUAUUAUUAGUGUGGGUGGUUGGUAUGGUAAGCUAAGUGUUUUUGCCCGUUGCAAAAGUGGUACAGCUCCUACAAACACAAAUGAUAACUUGGCAGGUUGUGAAGUGGUUAAAAGCAUAAAUCAUCCGCAAUUAUUCUCUGAAGACCAUUGGAGCCAGAUAUCAAUAAGAUAUUAUAAUCAACAAUUAUUAGUGAUUAUUGAUGACGUUUCUUUGAUAUCUUACAAUGUUUCAAAUCAAAACGAGUUUAAUAAUUAUAUAAGAUUGUUUAUUCAAUCAUAUACAGAGAAUGCUGUAUGGAAGUACCAUGAAUAUUUAUAUCAUGAAGCCCGAAGAAUUAAACACCAACAGAUUGAUAGUGAUUGGUUUCAAGUGCAUUGCAAUCAAAUAUGCAUUUCGCUGUUUGCAAACUUUGAAAAAGAAACAACUUUACAACUAUUUGAUGAAAGUCGUAACCUGAUUAAUACGUAUGAUUAUCAGAGGGAUAGUAACUCGCAAUGGAAUUACAAGACUUUUGAUAGUUCAGUUGUGGCAAACAAUUCAUAUAUACUGCGUAUUACGAGUACUAGGAAUUAUGACAAUAUGAUAGCAAUUCGGAACGUGUUUCUUCAUGAAGACUGCAAAAUUAAGCAGAAACAAUUUCAUGCAUCAAUCUUAUCAUACAAUGGUUUACCAGAUGAUAUUAAGUGUACAUCUCUUCGAGAAAAAAACACAAAACUAAUAAUUCGUUAUCCAAUAAAAAAUGAAACAAUCUACCUGGCCGAAAAUAAAAAACAUAAUGAUUUUUGUAGUAAAUUUUAUAAUAGUGCGAUUUGUGCGCAUCGCAUGACGUGCAAUGAAAAUUUCUGUUAUUGUUCAAUGGGAUACACUGGGAAAUAUUGUCAUGAAGAUUGUAAUUGGGGAACUUACGGAUUCAAUUGUGAAUCCAAAUGUGGAGAGUGUAGAUUGGUCCAUUGCAGCGAAAAUACUGGAAAAUGUCCUGGCGGAUGUAAAGACAAUUAUAUUGAACCUUUCUGCAAGCAAAGUGAUUUGCCAGUCUUGAAUGACAUUGCAUCGAUUCAGACAGAUUGUAUCUUUAAUUGUAUAAUAAUAAUUUAUGACAAUGAGUUAAAUUAUGAUGGUAGACACCAACCAAAAUAUUAUUACACCCGGUUAUUUCAUUCGAAUACAAGAGUAACAGAAGGAGAAAUUACACCAAUUGAGCAAAAUGUCAUUCAUUUUAAUAAUCUAAUAAAAAGUGCAAAAUAUUCAUAUCAAAUUGUUCUUUGUGUGAAUGCUAAGAAAGAAAAGUGUUUUGACAAAGAUAUCAAAACGUUUGUAUUUGCAACACAAUGUAGAGAACUUGAAUCGGAUCAGAUUAACAUUGAAAGUGUCAAUAAAUCUACGACUGUUAAAAUUACAUCUUUUAAUUCUGAGACCGAAUGUGACUUCUCUCAAUAUCAUUGGUUGAUAUCUAAAGUAGCUGACAAUACAAUUGUUCGCUCAGGAGCGUUACAAAGACUUAUAGAAUUAAAGUUCUUAAACGCAUUCACCAAUUAUACCCUGCAACUAACAAGAAACAACACAAUAACUCAAAUCAUUUCAUUUACCACGGACGAAUCCAUUCCAAAUGGUGUUGUAAAUACCAGAAUAAAUUCUACAGCAUCUAAUACACUACAUAUAACAUGGGAGGAACCAUUUCCUGUAUUAGGCAUUAUCACCCACUAUCUUGUGGAAUGGAAAUUUAUUGAAAAAAGAGGAUGUUCUAUUGAUAAAAAAUUACCAGAUAUUCAUUCAAUGAAUGUGACAAACACCGAAAUUACAUUAAGUAAUUUACACUUUUAUUCUACAUAUUAUAUUUCAAUUUCUGCAUUUACUAAAAAAGGACAAGGUCCCGUAAAAGCGAUAAUUGGACAUACUGAUGCAGAAGAUAAAAGCAACGUUGAAGUAUUUAAAUUCAAAAGUUUUGUUUCUAAGAAUGCUCUACAAGUAUCACUGUCGGUAGACUGCAUUAAUUGGAAUGGUCCUGUUUUUGUUCAUUUAUCUGCCACGUGUAGAAGUGAGUGGUGUGAAGGAAUCAUGACAAAUCACUCUGAACUUGUACAAUAUAAAAAUAUGAAUACUGCAAUUCAGAAGCUGCUCCCAUACACCAAUUACUUCAUGGAAAUUUAUUUGUCCAGUAAACCGAUUAAAACUUAUUCAAAACUAGGAUCUGUAGAUUUCAUUACUCUUGCUAGUGUCCCAAAUCAAGUCAAAUAUGCAGAAGUGUAUAGUUCAACAGAAAACAGUUUAUUUCUAAGGUGGAGUGCACCAUAUCCUCCAACUGGAGUAUUGAGUACAUUUUUAAUACAAUUUAAAUCCACAAAGUGGUCCUGGACACCUCAUACAAUCAAAGAAAUAAGCCCAUGUAAAAUAUGGACCAAUAUGUUUUGCACUACUCUGGUUGAUCUUUAUGAAAAUCGAGUUUACGUAAUAUCAAUUUCUGCAGUAAAUAAGAACGUUUCUAGCAUCGGAAUAGCAACAGAACUUUCCGGAUCCACAUUUAUUAGUGAACCCCAACCGCCAUUAAAUUUUAAGCCAAUUUGGGAUGAUUCGUAUUUUCUUCACCUGCAAUGGCAACACCCGAAUAAAACAAACGGACCGUUUGAAAGGUUUGAAGUAAACGUGGAUGGACAACAUAUUAAUCAUCAAGUACCAGAAAAUCUUACAUACACUAAAAAAACUUCUUUCCAAUGCACACCUGAUAACCAUAGCACAGCAGUCAGUAUUCAGACUAUCAACUCGAAAUACAAAUCUAUUUUAUUAUCCGAUAGGUUUGCCUGUCCGGUGUUUAAAGCUACAUUUAAAUCAGUACCAACAUUGAAACAUGUUAACGAUUACAAUUUCAGUAUUUUUAUUCCAACCAUAGAAAAUGCUGAAUUAAAUAGCAGUUUGUAUAUUAUUAUAUUAACUAAUCAUUCUGGAAUGGAAAAUGCUUGUAAAAUAAUUACUGGAAUUGAGGCGGUUAUACCAAUUCAAGAACAUCAGACUUGUACGAUUAUACGCCACUAUGAUCAAGCUCAAUACAAAGAGAUUGAAGAAACCGAAACAAACGUCACAUUCACCGAAAUGCCAGAAUAUGAAGCUUAUGAACUCUAUAUAUUAAUUGUAAACAUAUUUGAAGCUCAGAUGUCACAUAGUUUGUACCUGGUAACUAACACAACUAAAACUAGGAGCAAUGAAAAUACUACAGGCACUUUAAAUACUACAGGAUUUAAUAUAUGGUGGUUUAUGUUGAGUGUCAUAAUUGUUAUUGUUAUUACUGGAGGUUUAUUAUGGAAGUAUAAGUGGAAAUCUACAGAGGAAAUUAAUAUGAAUGAUAUAAAUUAUACUGAAAUUGUCGACUUAGGUGCAAUGUCAACUAGAAUAUCUUCAUCUACAGUACCUCCGCCUUUACCAACGAGAUCAAAGAAAUCAGUCACACAGAAAUAUGAAAAGUGCUCACAAAAAGUGCAUGUUUCAGAGUUGCACGAUUAUGUAAGGAAGACGAUUUUUAGUGAUGACCUAUUGGCACAACAUAAAAUAAUCAUGGAAAUAUCGAGCAAUACUAUUGAUUAUCAUCGAGUAGAAACUGCUCAUGACUCUAUAGAAGCAAAUUACGUAUCAAGUCCACUCUGCACGAAAGCGUAUAUUUUGUGCUUGGCUCCACCUAUGGAAGGUCUUUACCAUUUCUGGCAGAUGGUUGUGGAAGAAUGUGUAGAAAACAUCGUGUUAUUAGCGACUGUAUCUGAUAUUAAAAAGGAAAAACUAAUACAAUACUGGCCCGAUUAUCAAACAAAUAAUCCAAUAUCAUUCAAAGAUAUACAAAUAUCCUUGCAGUCUGUCGAAGUUCUGUACAACUAUAAAGUGUAUAACUUAAAAGUAAAGUCUGGAACCACUUCGACAAAGAAACGCAUUUUACACUUCACAAAUUGUGCAACGCCCGGAAGGCCUAUGAAUCCUAACAGUCUCACAUCAUUCCUUCAAUGUCUCAACGCAGUUCCGCAUUCUUCUAAGCACCCAAUUUUGAUUCACGAUGCCGGCGGAUAUGGAAAUUGUGCUAAUGUAAUUGCCCUGGUAGAUAUCUGUUUGAGACAGGCUGAGCGUGAUGGUCACUUGGACAUUUUUCACCAAUUACAAUUGCUUCACUCACAACGGUCCAACAUUAUGGAUAAUGUUGAAGAUUAUUUGUUGGUACAUCUAAUCUUAGUCAAGUACCUGACUACACCACAAUAUGCGUACCCUUGCGACACGUUCAGUUCUCUUCUUCCCGGCAUUGACAAAGCAAGUUUAACGGAACAAAUAGAAAUGAUUGAAGAUUCAAUGUGGCAGGAAAAUGUUUUACGCCCGGAAGUAUAUGUCCGGCAUUACAAUCAAAGGGAUAAGAAUCGCGAUCAGGAUAUUAUACCACAUCCUUCAUGUCGUGUAUUUUUACGUCCUCUGUAUGAGAAGGAACCGUGUUAUAUCAAUGCGAUUUUUGUUGAUGGUUACCAACAGGCUAAACAAUUCAUUGUCACCCAGCAUCCUCUGGUCAAUACAGUGGAUGAUUUCUGGAGAUUGGUUAUAGAUAAUAACGUGAAGCUUGUGAUAUCUUUCCAACCAGAAUACGAUGUGGAAUUUUGGAAAAAAGGUGGUGACUUUCACACCCCAAAUGGGACUUUAAUUGAACACGUGGAAAUUUCAGAACUUGCUGAUUUUUACAUGCAUAAUUUGCGUGUAAAACUCCAUGGGACACCAAUAAAAAAGAUUGAAGUAAAUUUAAUAGAAAUUACAAGCUGGAAACUGAAUCAAGCUGUACCACCAGAUUUACACCUUUUGAUGUCAAUUAGACUUCAAAUGCAUAGAAUGAAGUGUGAAGAAUUCAGUAGUGUUGUAGUGAUGUGCAGAAAUGGUGCUUCUGGGUCGGGUUUGUAUAUUGCAGCUUGCAAUCUUUUGGAUCGUAUUGAGUCGGAGCAUGUGGUUGACGUUUGCACGAGCGUGCGUAAUAUUCGCAGUAAUCGAUCUCAGUUUGUGUCUGAUCCAAUUCAGUUUCAUGCUUUGUAUAGACUUUCUUCUUUGUUUCUUGAAGAUUUUCGGAAAUAUUCAAAUUUUGGAACAAUAAUUUCAACAGGUAAAAGAAAUAAAAUGUCCAACCACAUGCGAAAACUUAAAACUGAAAAUAUGUAAGACAUAAGAAUAAACUAAUUCUAAUAUA
Molecule: messenger RNA, 5682 nt
Organism: Dalotia coriaria
Lineage: Eukaryota; Metazoa; Arthropoda; Insecta; Coleoptera; Staphylinidae
Exons: 17
Coding region: 288-5654 (1788 amino acids)
Biological process (GO): protein dephosphorylation
Molecular function (GO): protein tyrosine phosphatase activity; protein binding
Source: RefSeq, a predicted model, not a curated record